CACACUUCUACUCAAACAUAGAGACACAGUGCUUGGAAAACAAGCACAUCUGUAGAAGAUACAAAGCUUUUUUCUUAUUUGUGCUUUAGUUAGUGAGUAAAAACAUGACAGCACAAAGCUGUAUUUUGAUUAAAGGGGGGAAAGUGGUAAAUGAGGAUUUCUCUGUGAUGGCAGACGUGUAUAUCGAAGAUGGAGUUAUCAGUGGUGUUGGAACAGAUCUGCAGGUGGCCGCUGGCACACGGGUCAUUGAUGCCACACACAAACUGGUGCUGCCGGGUGGAAUAGACUCUCACACUCACAUGGAGCUGUCUUUCAUGGGCACCACAACUGCGGAUGACUUUCAGACCGGCACCCAGGCUGCGGUCGCAGGAGGAACGACCAUGAUCCUGGACUUUGUCAUCGCACAGAAGGGGUGUUCGCUUCUGGAGGCCUAUGAGCGCUGGAGGAGAACGGCUGACCCCAAAGUCUGCUGCGAUUACUCCCUUCAUAUGGCAGUGACCUGGUGGGACGACACUGUCAAGAAAGAAAUGGAGACUCUUGUUUCUGAAAAAGGCAUCAACUCUUUUAAGAUGUUUAUGGCAUACAAAGACCUCUACAUGCUGCAAGACCUCGAGCUCUAUGCUGUUUUCUCCACAUGUAAAGAGAUUGGGGCAAUAGCUCAAGUCCAUGCAGAGAAUGGAGACCUUAUUGCAGAGGGUGCAAAGCGUAUGCUCUCUCUAGGCAUCACGGGUCCCGAGGGGCAUGAAAUGUGUCGUCCAGAAGAAGUGGAGGCGGAGGCCACACAGCGUGCCAUCACUAUUGCUCAUGCCACAAAUUGCCCGCUUUAUGUGGUACACGUCAUGAGCAAAUCUGCAGCGAAGGUGGUGGCUAAUGCACGCAGAAAUGGUCGAUUGGUGUUUGGAGAGCCCAUUGCGGCUGGACUGGGCACAGAUGGCACUCACUAUUGGCAUGAGAACUGGGCUCAUGCUGCUGGUUUUGUCAUGGGCCCACCAUUGAGACCAGAUCCCAGUACCCCUGGAUAUCUGAUGGACCUGCUGGCCAAUGAUGAUCUAAGCGUAACAGGAACAGAUAACUGCACAUUCUCUGUGUGCCAGAAAGCCCUUGGGAAAGAUGACUUCACUAAAAUCCCAAAUGGAGUCAAUGGUGUUGAAGACCGCAUGUCUGUUAUAUGGGAGAAGGGAGUGCACAGCGGAAAAAUGGAUGAAAACCGGUUUGUAGCAGUCACCAGUACUAACGCAGCAAAAAUCUUCAACCUUUAUCCUCGAAAAGGGAGAAUUGCUAAAGGCUCUGAUGCAGACUUGGUCAUAUGGGACCCAAAGGCCAGCAGAGUGAUUUCAGCAAAGACUCACCACCAGGCUGUGGAUUAUAACAUCUUUGAGGGAAUGCUGUGUCAUGGGGUUCCAGUGGUCACAAUUUCCAGGGGGAAAGUGGUUUAUGAAAAUGGCAAACUGUUCACAAAGCCGGGUGAGGGACGAUACAUUCCGCGCAAACCCUUUGCUGAAUUUGUGUACAAGAGAAUAAAUCAACGGGAAAAGGUUGGAACUCCGAGUGCUGUAUGCAGAGAACCAUACACUGGAGAAAUCAUAUCUAUUGGUCUAAAACAAUAGUCCUGAAUCAUGGAGGAAAACUGUUUUACAACAAAGAUGGUUGUGCAGUACGUGUACAUUUUUUAAAUGUAAGGCUGCAGUUAAAGCCAAAGAAUUAAUUACAGUCUAAUGCCACAGAAGAAACUUCUAAAUCCCCAAAGAACUUUUGAAAAACACAGAAAGUAUCACACUGCUCCAUAAAACUGUUUUAAAGACACUUAAACUUUACACCGAUCACUAGAGCACUAACUCAAUCACUUUCCUUCAGCUUUCUAGAACAAAAUACACACCCAGACAAAAGUCUUGUCGCCUAUCCAGGUUUUAAGAACAACAAAUAAUAACCUGACUUCUAGUUGAUCACUUGGUAUGAAAAGUGGCUUAUGUGAAAGGCAAAGGCCUCAAGAUUACGCUUAUUUUACCAAAAUAAAAUAUGAUCAUGCCUUGAUUUUUAAUGAUUUAACUAGGAGAGUAAGGUCUGCUUAAGUGCUUAAGUCUUAUUUAACAGAAAUAAUGUACGGUAUACAAUAUAUAGUCAUGGUGCAGUGGAAAAAGAAUGAAUAUUGUGUAUGACUCCCAUGAUCUUGGAGGGCUGCAUCCAUACAUCUCUGCAAUGACUCAAAUAACUGAUUAAUAAAGUCAUCUGGAAAGGCAAAGAAAGAGUUCUUGCAUGACUCCCGUGGUUCAUCAAGAUUCUUUGAAUUCAUCUUAAAUGCCUCCUCCUUCAUCUUACCCCACACAAUCUCAAUAAUGUUUAUAUCUUGUGACUGAGCUGGCCAACUCUGGAGCACCUUGACCUUCUUUGCUUUAGGAACUUUGAUUUAGAGGCUGAAGUAUGAGAAGGUUUGCUAUCUUGCUGAAGAAUUUGCCCUCUCCUGUGGUUUGUAAUGUAAUGGGCAGCACAAAUGUCUUGAUUCCUCAGGCUGUUGAUGUUGCCAUUCACUCUGCAAAUUUCUCACAAGCCUCUAUACUGAAUGUCAUUAAAUAAACCAUGAUUUUUCCUUGACUUAUUUCUGUGAGAAUCUAGGGUCCAUGUGAGUUCCAAUAGGCCUUCUGCAGUAUUUGUGAUAAUCAAGUUAUUAUUUGUUGCCCUUACAACUGUUAUCGACAACAAGAUAUUUGUCAGGUAGUUAUUACGCCCCAAGUCUAGGGGAAACGAAAAGGGCAUAAUAAACGAAGAACAAACAAA
Danio rerio (zebrafish) is the source of this 2772-nucleotide messenger RNA. RefSeq names its product dihydropyrimidinase (gene dpys). Gene Ontology annotation, cellular component: cytoplasm. Gene Ontology annotation, molecular function: hydrolase activity; hydrolase activity, acting on carbon-nitrogen (but not peptide) bonds. The record is from RefSeq and is marked provisional. Lineage: Eukaryota; Metazoa; Chordata; Actinopteri; Cypriniformes; Danionidae.